Molecule: messenger RNA, 4888 nt
Organism: Pyrgilauda ruficollis (rufous-necked snowfinch)
Lineage: Eukaryota; Metazoa; Chordata; Aves; Passeriformes; Passeridae
Product: hepatocyte nuclear factor 4-beta-like
Exons: 10
Coding region: 1-1407 (468 amino acids)
Biological process (GO): cell differentiation; positive regulation of transcription by RNA polymerase II; anatomical structure development
Cellular component (GO): nucleus
Molecular function (GO): nuclear receptor activity; zinc ion binding; nuclear steroid receptor activity
Source: RefSeq, a predicted model, not a curated record
AUGAAGCUUUGUCAGUCCAUCAUGGACAUGGAUAUGCCAGAUUAUGUCGACUCCUUGGACUCCUCUUAUACCAUGCUGGAAUUCGACAACCUCCGCGUGCUCCCCAAUAACACCGGGAGUUCUAACUGUCCCCGUUCUCUGCCCGCAGAGGCCAUCGCGGCCGAGUCAGCAAACACCAACCUGCUCCCCAACGGUGUCAACUCCCUGUGCUCCAUCUGUGGGGACAGGGCCACGGGCAAGCACUAUGGGGCCUCCAGCUGCGACGGCUGCAAAGGCUUCUUCAGGAGGAGCGUCCGCAAGAACCACGUCUACUCCUGCAGGUUCAACCGACAGUGUGUGAUAGACAAAGACAAGAGGAACCAGUGCAGGUACUGCAGGCUGAAGAAAUGCUUCAGAGCUGGCAUGAAGAAAGAAGCCGUGCAGAACGAGCGUGACAGGAUCAGCAUCCGCAGGAGCAGCUAUGAGGACAAUGGCUCUCUCUCCAUCAACAUCCUCACUCAGGCUGAGGCCAUGGCACAGCAGUAUUUAUCCCUGAGCCCCGUGCACAGCACAGACAUUGCCAUGAAGAAGAUUGCCACCAUCAACGACGUGUGUGAAUCCAUGAAACAGCAGCUCCUGGUGCUGGUGGAAUGGGCAAAAUACAUCCCAGCCUUUUGUGAGCUCCCCCUGGACGACCAGGUUGCCUUGCUCAGAGCCCACGCAGGGGAACAUCUGCUCCUCGGGGUGGCCAAGAGGUCCAUACCAUACACUGACUUCCUGCUGCUAGGAAAUGAUUUCAUCAUCCCAAUGCACUGCCCAGAGCUGGAAAUCGCUCGUGUGGCCACCAGAAUCUUGGACGAGCUGGUGAAGCCCCUGCGGGACAUCCAGAUCGAUGACAACGAGUACGCCUGCCUGAAAGCCAUCAUCUUCUUUGACCCAGACUGCAAAGGGCUGAGCGAGCCGGGCAAGGUGAAGAACAUGCGCUUCCAGGUGCAGGUGAACCUGGAGGAUUACAUCAACGACCGCCAGUACGACUCGCGCGGCCGCUUCAGCGACAUCCUGCUGCUGCUGCCGCCCCUGCAGAGCAUCACCUGGCAGAUGAUCGAGCAGGUGCAGUUUGUGAAGCUCUUCGGCGUGGCCAGGAUCGACAGCUUGCUGCAGGAGAUGCUGCUGGGAGGAACCUCUGCUGAUCUCCAGUACCAGUCAGCACCUCCCAACCUCAACCUGGAACCACUGCCAGGACACGUCCUGCAAAGCAACAUGACCUCUGUGAUCCACACUGCUCCAGACCCAUCUCCCGAGACAUCCCUUCCAUCUCCUUCUGCCAGCACAGGCAGUGAAGACUAUAAACUAGGCUCUAGCGCGGGGCCCAGCACCAUAGUGCAGCUGCUGCCUCAGACAGCGAUGCCCAAGCAGGAGAUUUUAUAGGCAGAGGAGGAAGGAGGAGCUGGGAGCAGUGUGGGAUCCGUGCUGACAGCGAACCGGGCCCUUUCUCUGUGCAGAGGCCAGGCACAGCACGGCCCUGCCCGCAGCCUUCCCCGCCCGUGAGCCGGGACAGGCACAGCCUGCCCAGGAGCCUCGCCACGGGAUUGCCCCCAGCAGCACCCCCGGAACAAGGACUGGGGUUGGUGCCCUCCUCAGCAGGGCCAGGACUGGCAGCUCUUCGGGUUUUGUGUUUGUGACCGUGGCUCGGGACCCUUCAUCAAUCCAGGGCCUCGCACGGCUCCUGGUAACCCUCACACAGCGUGGCCUGAAUUGGGAUCAAAAGGUCCAUUCCCAACACAAAUUUAAUUAGUUGCACUCCCAUUUCUCCUGUUAAGCUUUAGGAAAAAUAUCAUCAUCAUCAUCAUCAUCCUUAGAAGGCCAAGGCCUUAUUCCACCCAGAGGGGCCUGGUCCCUAUAGGGCAGCCAACGCUUAAUGCUGUCCAGUUCUUUUUUAUGAACAGAAGUGCCAACAUUUUGCUCUUUUCCAUAAUUUCCAGUAUAGCCAGAGUCCAUUUGUGAGCCAGUGGAUGGGUUUUACCUUGUGAGCACAUCUAGCAGCAAAGAUCUCUGCCCCUCACCAUGGCUGCUGCUCUGGCUGAUUUGGAUAAACCCCAAAUCAAGGCUGACUUAUCCCAAACCCUGCUUGUUAUCUCCUGCAAACUUUUACUGCAAACAUUUUUGGAAGAAGCAAAUGGCCCACAAUACCUUUUCCCAGUACACAGAUGUGAUUUUUCUAUAGUUUUGGGUUUCUUUCUAAUGUCUGCAAUGUGGCUCUAAAUUAGCCAAGAAAAGCAACAGGCAAGCCUGUGAGCCAUUUUUUAUCAAAAGGGUUUGUAUUUAAAACAAGGUGCUUCUGCCUCAAUGUAAAAUUUAAUCAGCAGUUCAACAACAAAUUGAAUAAGCCCAGUGGUGACUACACAGCCUCAAGAGUUCCCAAGGUGCUGUCGUUGUGCUAUGGAGUUGAUUUGAAUGAAUGGGACCUUAUUAAAAAGCAAAUUAUCAGAUUUCCACACAACCUAAGCUCAUUUGUGCACCAACCUCUGCCAAACAGCCACUGAGGGAUCAGGAGUGGCCGUCCUGAGCCCUGGACACGAUGGAGAAUUCCUGGUUCUCACCCUCUGCACAAAUUCCCCAGGCACCCCUCCCUGCUGAUGGCAAAGCCGAGCUGGUGGAGCCCAGAGGGGCUUUGGGGAGCACCUGGAGCUGCCCAGCUGGAGGAAACACAAUCCCAGCCACUGAAAGGGAGCCUGGGAGGAGCACCAGAGCUUCCAGCAGCAGGGGAAUUUCAGCACUGCCACUCUGCAGCACCAGAGAGAGCUGAAAGCCAUCAGAGAGCGGCUCGGGUUUCACCUGGAUCAGAAUGUUUUGUUUUUCUCCUGCCUCUGAUGAAUUUGAGCUGACGUUUUAUGCUGAUAGCCCUGAUUUGAAACAGCUCUAUCUGGAGAGCAGGUUCCACUGCAGGCAUUCCUGCUGCAUGACAGAUGCAACUGUUCUGAGCCAGCAUUGCUUCCAGUGCCUCCAGCAGCUCCAUUCCAUUCCUCUUCCAGACAUUAAAUGUACAUUUAUACUCAUUAAUGGUAAGAAAAUAAAUCUAUGGGGGAAAUAAAUUCCAUAUUCUCGUAUUUCAUCCGGAUAGUUUGCCUUUUUUCUUGAAUUCAAAACCAAGUUUCCAAGGUUCUCCACUGAUUUCUCCAAUACAGAUAUCUAUUUUUCAUUAAAAAGAAUCACCUCUGGCUGCAAAGCCUGGCUUCUACUGGAUACUGAUGGAAUUCAAAAACUAAGAAGAAAAUAAAAUUGUCCAUGCACCAAGGUGAAGGUUUGCAGCAACAAUAAUUUACUGUAUAAAGGCCCAAAAUAGAGUUUUGCUGUGAAUCUUUCUGGCUUCCCUAUCUCAAACCCCAUUCUAAUUAAACACACCUUGCAAAUGACUAUUUUAUUGCAAUGAUUUUGUUAACAAAAGAGAUUCAAAGCCAUCAUUUAAUAAUAUUUCCCUUGUCAGGUGCCAGCUACUUAUCAGAAUGGGGAACUUCAGGCAAGCAAAUCUUAAAUAUUUCUGAGUUAUCCCCUUCCUUGCCAAUUCUAAUAUUUGGCAUCUUUAACAUUGAAUGUGGCUCCAAUAUUAACUUUAUGCUGCACUAUAAUAUAUGGAGAAAUUGCAGAAGUAUUUUGGAGGUGCAAAGUUUUGUUUCUGUUAUUAAAAAGCAGCCUGUGCUUGCUUUGAUGCCUGUUGGAUAAUUUCCAGGGCUCUGGUUGGGGAUGACAGGAGUGAAGUGCAGGAAAAGAGCAGAUGUGUUACUGGAACACAGGCAGGAAAAGAAUUAAAAGCUAUUCAGAACACAAAAAAACAUGACUAAGUGAAAGAAGCAGAAUAAAAAAUUAACAAUCUCAUCAAUGAAGAAGCACCAACCACAUUAAAAUUAGAAUUGACCUGUAACCCUGUUCAGAAGUAAAAAAAUAAUAAAUAUAAAGAACCAAUGCUGGUGCAUUUCAUUUCAGUGUUAUUAACAGAUUCCAGAAUCAUUUUACAGCCCAAUUUAUGUAUUUCAAAACCCCUUAAGCUAUUUUCUUUCUCCAACAGUAUUGACCUGAAGCCAACAGAGAGAAGCAGAACAAUUAUAGAAAUUCAACAUUUCUGCACAGGACAGGCAUAAAGGAAUCCAUAAAUGAAUUCUUGCUAAGUCCAAGGCUUCAGAAAGGAUUUCUGGGACAAUACUGACAUUACUACUAGAAAUUAAACAAGAAAAUAAAAAGGAGAUAAAUUGGCAAGAUCCAUCUGCUGGGAUGUCUGUUCCCUUCAGAGAAUAAACAAACUGUUCCUUAAAAUACACAUAAACACAAUCAAAUCAUUAACCUGCUCCAAAAUACCAGCAGCACUGGCACAAAGUUUGUGUUCAUGGAUUUGGAGCUCUUUUCAGCAUAGAAACAUCAGAGUAGAGCAUGAUACAGACCCAGAAAAUAUCUCAAAGUGCUUUUUAGAAUUAUUGCAAGGGAGCUUUGAGUCUGCCCAUCCUUUCCUGCCAUUUGUUCCUCCUCCCCCUUGUUUCGGUGGACACUCCCAAGCUACUGCUCUCUCCAGGCUCAGAACUCUCUUUGCUCCAGAAGCUGCAGAAACAGAGGAAAAAUCCAACAUUUGCACAGAAAAACUGGAGACUCAAACCUGUAUUUAGCCCAAAUUCCUUGGAAGUGCAAAGGCUGGAACACUGAGGUGAGUUUUCAGAUUGGAAGUGUUUUCCCACUCACCUCAGACAAACUGGGUGGGAACAAUAUGAGCUUUAAGGUCCCUUCCCAUGUAAAUCACUCCAUGGUUCUGUAAUAAAAUAAGCAACUACACCAGAGAUGAAGGGAAUGCCCAAGAAGGGCUAACAGAAUGUAGCUUUAAAUUCUUAAUAAGCAGAGGAGCCUCUUUAAUUUGGAGCAGUAUCAC